Messenger RNA from Helianthus annuus (common sunflower), 1065 nucleotides. RefSeq lists its product as uncharacterized. The transcript has 5 exons. The record is from RefSeq and is a predicted model, not a curated record. Lineage: Eukaryota; Viridiplantae; Streptophyta; Magnoliopsida; Asterales; Asteraceae. Bases 1 to 1065 code for a protein of 354 amino acids.
AUGUUAUUGUUCAAAAUCGAUUUUGACAAAGCAUAUGACAACGUGAAUUGGGAGUUUUUGUUAUCGGUUCUUGAUCAAAUGGAUUUUCCUUCGGUUUGGUGCGAGUGGAUUCGUGGGAUUUUGGUUUCUGCUAGAUUUUUGGUUUUGGUGAAUGGGUCACCAACUUUUGAGUUUGGUUGCCAAAAAGGUAUUCGUCAGGGUGACCCUAUAUCCCCUUUUCUUUUUAUUAUUUUGAUGGAGGCGUUUUCGGGUUUGAUGAAUAAGGCGUGUGACAUAGGAGCUUUUGAUGGUAUACGGCUUCCUAACGAUGGUUCGGUAUUAUCGCAUUUGUUAUAUGCGGAUGAUGCGAUAGUUGGUGUCGAUAUUGAAGAAUUAAAGAUUGAAGCCGAUUCAUUGGGUUGUAAAGCUGGAGAUAUUCCAUUUGUCUAUUUGGGCAUCAAGGUUGGGGCGAACAUGAAUAGGAUUUCGAAUUGGGAUCCGGUUGUGAACACGUUCAAGAGGAGGUUGUCGAAAUGGAAAGCUAACACAUUGUCUAUUGGUAGCCGGGUGACGUUAAUCAAAUCGGGUGGGUCGGAUGAUGUUAGGAAGAUGAGUUGGGUAUCGUGGGAUGUUGUUACAAAACCUAUACGGGAUGGAGGUUUGGGGAUAUCUAGAUUAGAGAUGAAUAAUAUAGCGUUGAUUGGUAAAUGGCUUUGGAGGUUUUAUAAUGAACAACAGGCGAUGUGGAGAAGAGUGAUUGUCUCUAUUCAUGGUUCUAGCCGAAGUUGGGGUGUCGCGCCGGUUAAUAACUCUAUCACGGGCGGAUGGAAAAAUUGUGUUACAUUUUGGAACAAAUACAAGGUUGUUGCAUUUCAGCGGGAAUUUGGAACGGGAUAUCUAGAUGGUGCAAGAUUCCAGGGAUGUUUGUUUCAGAGCGCGAGGAAUGAAGAAGUUUUUUCGAGUAAGGAACCGAAUGUAGUGGAGAUGAUCGCGGACAUCAAGACAUUGGGGUUUUUGUGGUAUAAAUAUAGGUUUAAAGGAAAAGUAGUCGAUUGGGAUCAGUGGUGUUCUUUUGAUUUGAUGUAA